AGGUGAUAUUGAUAUUGGCCAAGGCACUAUAAGGACAAGUACAUACAGCAGUUACAAUAAAUCGAGGCAGAUCAGGGGCGGACUGACAACUCAUGGGCCCCCGGGCAAUAGGGGAUCAUGGGGCCCCUGUGUCCUUGCCCAAACUCAAAAAUGCCUAUGAAAAAGGUACCAGGGGCAUCUCAUGGGUCCCCCUACUGACCCGGGCCGUCGGACAGUGCCCGAGUUUCCAAAUGGUCAGUCCUCCCCUG
Messenger RNA from Staurois parvus, 248 nucleotides. The record is from the annotation of a GenBank genome assembly. NCBI's taxonomy places the organism in Eukaryota, Metazoa, Chordata, Amphibia, Anura, Ranidae.